AUGUUCUUCCUAAUAAGCUCGUCUGCUUCUGCUAAGCUAGUGAUGCCAAACAAUAAUGAGCUCUUAGAUGUUGUAGAUUGUCCAAGGUCUUUCAAUCGUACAUCAUUUCCAAAUGAUUUCAUAUGGGGGACAGCCGCAUCCGCUUACCAGUACGAGGGUCAUGCAAACCAAAGUUGCAGAGGUCCGAGUAUAUGGGACACUUUUACUGAAGACUUUCCAGAGAGGAUAGCUGAUGGCAGCACUGGCCAACAGGGAAUUGACUUCUACAAUCGCUAUGAGGCAUCUCAGAAUGGGCAGAUUGGGAUAACACUCAAUGCUCGUUGGUAUGAACCAUACUCUAACAGCACUGAUGACAUUAAUGCUACCCAAAGAACUCAUGAUUUCAAUCUUGGUUGGUUCAUGAAUCCUAUAACAUAUGGUCACUACCCGGACAGCAUGAGAGACUUGCUUCAAGAUAGAUUACCAAAUUUCUCUACAGAGGAUUCUGCGUCUCUAAAUGGAUCUUAUGACUUUCUUGGAUUAAAUUACUAUACUGCAUAUUAUGCAGGAAAUGCUAAUGCUUCCGAUCCAGAGCAUCGAGAACGAGAUGGAGUCCCUAUUGGUCCACAGGCUGGUGCAAAAUGGCAGUAUAUCUAUCCAGAGGGGAUGCAAAAUAUUUUGAAUUACAUCAAUGCCACAUACCAGCAUCCUAUAAUUUACAUCACUGAAAAUGGCUACGGUGAAGCCAUUGGCACGGAUAAAUCGCCAAAGGAGACCCAGGUUGAUUUAGAAAGGAUAAAAUACCAUUGUGACCAUCUCAUGAAUGUUCGAGCAUCUAUGGAUGAUGGAGUUCAAGUCAAAGGUUACUUUGCAUGGUCUUUUGCCAACAACUUCGAAUUUGCAGAUGGAUAUACAAUAGGGUUUGGUUUGAUGUACGUAAACCUUACAUCUGAUUUCGAAAGAGAGAAGAAGCUCUCAUCGUGGUGGUUUUCUUCUUUCCUUUCGGCGAAAUUGGAUGAUCCACCAUUAAAUUUCAAGAGACUAAGAAUCGCUUGA
Molecule: messenger RNA, 1035 nt
Organism: Dovyalis caffra
Lineage: Eukaryota; Viridiplantae; Streptophyta; Magnoliopsida; Malpighiales; Salicaceae
Source: the annotation of a GenBank genome assembly